This is a messenger RNA of Melanotaenia boesemani (Boeseman's rainbowfish), 14493 nucleotides long. It is a transcript of the gene dnah10, whose product is annotated as dynein axonemal heavy chain 10. Gene Ontology annotation, molecular function: ATP binding; dynein light intermediate chain binding; dynein intermediate chain binding. Gene Ontology annotation, biological process: microtubule-based movement. Gene Ontology annotation, cellular component: dynein complex. The transcript has 78 exons. Lineage: Eukaryota; Metazoa; Chordata; Actinopteri; Atheriniformes; Melanotaeniidae. The record is from RefSeq and is a predicted model, not a curated record. Bases 1 to 13701 code for a protein of 4566 amino acids.
AUGUCACAUAACGAUUUACGGGUGGAGUGGAUUCGUCAGAGGGUCUCUGCAGGAUUCAAUUUAAGGAAGUGUCCCGAGAGUUUCGACGAGCUACUGCGUCGUGGAGAUGGUAAAGAAGAAAGAAAAAUUAUCCAGUUCUUGGACGAUGUUCCUGAAGAUCCGCCAUCAUAUCUUCUGUUUUACAAAACUGUUAGAGAAGAAGAAGUUGAGGUUAAAAUUCCUCUUGAUAUAAAAGAUGAAGCCUCUUCAAAUCCUGACCAGAAGUCCUUGACGCUAAGUGGAGUAGAGAUCUCCUCCAACUGUGACGACUUAAAUGAACAGAGCCCCAGCUAUAGGAUUGAAGACAAAGUGGUCUAUCACACUGAGCUUCAUGUAGCAGUAAAUGAACACCUGGAGAGAUUUGUUAAAUCUCGCACCUUCUACUUUAUCAGAGAUACAAAUGAGGUCAUUGUUAAACCACUGGAUAUGAAAGAAGCCAAUAUCAUUAUGCCAAGGCUAUUUGAUAUUGGCAUGUAUAGUGGACAUCCCCUUCAGGUGCUCCAGAACCGCCUUGUCAAUGUCUUCAUACCCCUGUUGACUGCACGCCAGUUGGGAGGAUCGGGAGCAAGUAAUCAAAACAAGGAAGUUUCCAAUCAGGAGAAGAUCAGUGGAAAUGCUGAGGGUGAUGUAGAGAAGCUAAGUAAGGAAUUCUUGAUUCGAGAUGAGCUGCUCGACAGGACCCAUAAGUUCUUGGAACAGGUCAAUGCAGCUCUCCAACAGCUUUAUACUGAAGAUGAGGCAACGCUCCAGAUCCCUGAGCUAGACCUGGAGCCAGAUGUGGGUGUAUUGAUUUCCAAUCCAGAAAUAGUGGAGAAGUUGGAGCAGUGUGUGAGGAACUGGCAGACUCAGAUCACCAUUAUUUUGGAAGAGCAAAUAAACAAACAGCCACAGGCACCUGGGCCUUUUGCUGAGAUAGUGCUUUGGCAGGAGCGUGCGUCUGUCCUCAGUGCUCUGAGUAAGCAGCUUAAGCAACCUGUAGUAGAGAAGGUCUUGGAGGUAGUGACCAAAACACAUUCAUCCAUUAAUCCGACCUUUGAAAAAGUGGUUGCUAAAUUAACUAAAUACAGAUUGGAGUCAGAAGAAAAUACACUUUUCCUCAAGACUUUGGAAAGGAACCUACUGAAUCUGGCGACUGGAGAAAGCUUUGCUGCAGUCCGGGACAACAUCCCUCCUCUGAUGGAGAGCUUGGAGAUAAUGUGGGUUAUCUCUCACCACUAUAAUACAAAUGAACGUAUGGUCCCCUUAAUGGAGAGUAUUGCCUGGCAGCUGUGUCAGCGUGUGACUCUUGCAAUUGAUGUCCACAAACUCUUUAAAGAAAAGAGGGAAGUGGCCAAAUCAAUGGUUCAUGAUGCCAAGCUGGCUUUGGAACAAUGGAAAUUAUCCUACUUUGUGGCUCGAGCUGAAAUAGAAAAAUCAAGCAGGGCUGCACGCUGGGAAUUUGAUCAAAAGAGACUGUUUGAGAAGACUGACUACAUGGCUUCUGUCUGCCAGGACCUCUGCAAUGUUUUUCAGGUUUUGGAGGACUUCCACAGCAUCGCUGUCUCAGAGCUGAAAGGUAUAAAAUGUAUUGAUGAAAUGCUGACUAAACUGGAUGCUUUAGUUUUGCCUAUUGAGGAGAUCACUUUUAACCCUUUCAACGUAUUUGAGAAGAUCAGCUGGAAAAUGAUUAUGCAAGACUUUGACACUUCCAUUGAGGCUAUUGAGGAAGAUGCCAUCAGCUGCUUGGAUCUGUCUUUUAAGACAUUGCACUCUUCAGGUGAUGCCUUUGACAUGCUGCUGAAAUUUAAACAAAUUCACUCCAGAGAGGCCAUCAACAAGCAUUUGAUGAGAAAGUUUGAUGACAUCCUGACCCAGUACUGCAAAGAGGUUAACAGCAUAAAUGAAGUCUUUAAAGCACAGAAGGAUAAUCCACCAUUGAGUAAGAAUGAGCCUCCUGUUGCAGGAGCUAUCAGAUGGGCCAGCAUGAUGUUGCACCAGAUCAAACAAACCAUCCUUCCCUUCCUGAAAGUACCAGAAAUGCUUGACAGUGAACAAAUAAAAAUGGCCAAGGACAAGUCUUUGGAAAUCGCAAAGCAAAUUAAGGAAUAUCAGAAGCAGCAGCAUGAGAGCUGGAUGGAAAAGACAGAAUGCAACUUACCGCUGCUACUGAAAAAACCCCUGUUGAUUACCAGUGAAAACAGAGAGACAGAUAUCCCACCAAAUGAAAGCCCCAAAAGACAUGUGCGAUACACUGUUAACUUUGCUCCAGAACUUAGAGAAAUAAUUUCUGACACAAAGCAGCUUGUGAGGAUGGACUACUCUGUGCCUGAUGUGGCUCAAAGUGUGACUCUACAAGAGGACAAAUACCUCAGGUAUGUUUACAAUCUGAACAAACUCGUCAACCUCUAUGACUCUGUGAUAGACAGCCUGAGUGAGGAACAUCUCACUAUGCUGGCACCACAAAUACAUGCAGUAAAAACACAGUUGCAGUUUGGAUGCAAAAGACUGAACUGGAGUUCCUUGGGGAUACCUGACUUCAUCAGCCAAAGUUUUCAAGUUGUCUCUAAAUUUGAGUCAGUGGUCAGUCAUACUCACAUCAAUGAGAAAGAAUUGGACUCCAAAUUGCAGUCCAUAUUGAUGGCCAACUUGCUGAAAUUUCCAGUACCAGAUAAAUCAAGUGACUUACCAGGUGUAAAGGAGUUCUGCGAACACAUUGAGCGAGAACGUGUUAAGACUGUUUGUUUGCUGAGUAAGCAGUAUACAGACAUUGGUUUUAUCAUCACUAAGACAGAGCAGAUGAUCAUGGAAACCAGCAGUGGCAAAGCCAAAUGUAUGGCGACUUACUACAUGUACUGGGAACGCAAGGUGUUUGACUCGCUUGUAAUGAUGCUACUUAGGAACAUUAAGACCUUCAGCAUGGCACUGAUGGGAAAUACUGCUCUUUUCCAAACUGAUGCCAUCCUGUCUGCCCCUAAGAUUGUGUUGCAGCCCCAGCGUAAUGAGAUCCACGGGCUUCUAAUGCAGUGCAUUAGAGACUGUAUAGAAAGCACUGAGAAAUUUCCACGCUGGAUGCGUGGGACCUGCAUUGAGUGCCCCCCUCAACAAGUGGCGGAUGAAGAUGAAUUGGUGACAUUUACCUUCCUCAGUGAUAUGUAUCAUCAUCCUCAGUUAGUUGAGACUGUCUCGACGGUGUCCCAGAACAUUCAGCAGCUACUCCGCUCUGCAUACGAGUACCUUAACCACUGGCAACGCUAUCAGCCUUUUUGGGAGAAUAAUAAAAACACUGUCAUUGAAAGGUUUGAAGCAAAAAACCCAUCCUGUGCCAGGUAUGAUGAACAGCUGCACAUCUUUUCAAAUAUCAAGGAUGAGUUGACUCAGGAGCCUCUCUAUAAGACUCAGCACAUUAUUCAUAUAAACCUGAAGCCCCUUGUUCACACCGUACGAGAGAUGAUUGAGUCUUGGAUCAGUUCACUUAGUAUGUCACUCAUCAAGUCUGCCAAAGAAGAUCUCUUCAACUUGACAGACGAACUCAUGCAACUCUCUAAGAAGCUAAAGCAGAGCCCGGACACUUUUGAGGAUCUGCAAUCUGUCCUUGGCACUAUCUCAGACAUCCGAGACAUGUCUUUAGAUGUGGAGUUGAGAUACAUUGAGAUACAAGAAAGAUACAGAACACUUGCCAUUUACAAAGUGGAGGUUGGAGACGAUGAAUUGCAGCAGGUGGCCAAAAUUAGCCAGAUGUGGAGUGACCUGUGUACAGAAUCCAGACAAGUAAAUAAAAGUCUGAAAAAUGUCAAGAAAUCCUUUGCUAUGGUAAUAAAGCAGAAGACUGAAGUGUUUGAGCAAGCGUUGUCCAUCUUUGCUGAGAGCUUUAACAUGCAUGGCCCUGGAGCUGUGGGAGAGAAUUUGGAAAAAGGACUCAACAUUAUAGAAAAAUAUGAGUCAGACCUUGCCAAGAUAGUGGAAGAAGGGCAGGAGCUCUCUAAUGCUAAGAAGUUGUUGGACCUUCCAGUCAAUACAUAUCCAGAGGUUACACAGAUGCAGAAAGACAUGGAAGGCUUGAGACAGAUUUAUGAUAUAUACAAAGCUCAAAAGGAUGCGAAAGCAAAGUGGUCUCAGACUUUGUGGGUAGAUUUAGACAUCCAGCUGCUACAAGAAGGCAUAGACACUUUCAUCAAAAGUUUGAGGAAACUGCCCAAAGAUGUGCGCGGCUUGCCUGUGGCCUUCUUUCUAGAUGGACGCAUGAAAGAGUUCAGAGAUUCUUUGCCUCUUCUGCUGGACCUGAAAAAUGAAGCCCUCCGAGACAGGCACUGGAAGGAGUUGAUGGAAAGAACAGGCACUAGUUUUGAAUUGAACCCUGGCAGCUUCACUUUGGAGAACAUGUUUGCUAUUGAACUACACAAACAUGCAAAUGUCAUUGGUGACAUUGUCACCUCUGCUGUAAAAGAGCUGAGUAUUGAGAAGGGAGUAAAGGCAGUGGUGGAGACCUGGGAACACGUGAAGUUCAGCGUGCAGCCUUAUUGUAAAGGCACCCAAGAACACAUUUAUGUCCUGGGAGCCAUGGAUGAGGUGCUACUGAAUGUAGACAAUGACAUAAUGAACUUGCAGAGUAUGGCUGGCAGUCGUUUUGUUGGACCUUUCCUCAGUGCCAUACAACAGUUGGAAAAAGAACUGUCUCUUAUCAGUGAGACCAUAGAGGUAUGGUUGCUGGUACAACGGAAGUGGAUGUAUCUGGAGAGCAUAUUCAGUGGCGGAGACAUUCGCUUGCAGUUACCUGAGGAAGCUAAGAAGUUUGACAACAUUAACAAAACAUUUAAAGCGAUAAUGAAAGACACAGUGAGGAGCCCAUACAUUAAGCAGUGUUGCCUGGUGCCUAACCGGUUAACAGAGCUGCUGGCCUUGAGUGACGGUCUGGAGAGGUCCCAGAAGAGUCUUAAUUACUACCUGGACUCCAAACGAAAUGCAUUUCCACGCUUCUUCUUCAUCUCUGAUGAUGAACUACUCAGUAUUCUGGGGAGUAGUGACCCUACCUGUGUCCAGGAACACAUGAUCAAGAUGUAUGACAACAUAACAUCUCUUCGCUUUGAAAUGGAAAGCAGUGGGGAGAUGGUAGUCUUAGCCAUGGUUUCUGCUGAGGGUGAGAUAAUGGAGUUGAGGAAACCCAUUCCAGUUGAGGGAAAAGUGGAAGAGUGGAUGAUGGGAGUGUUGCAGGAGAUGAGAAGGACUAAUAGGCUCAUCACCAAAGAAGCCAUCUACCGUUACUGUGAAGACAGGAGUAGGGUAGAUUGGAUGUUCUUGUACCAGGGCAUGAUGGUGCUGGCUGCAAAUCAAGUGUGGUGGACCUGGGAGGUGGAAGAUGUCUUUAAAAAAAUGAAGAAAGGAGUAAAGCAUGCUCUGAGGACUUAUUCUGAGAAGAUGCGCCAUCAGAUUGAGGAGCUGGUUACCUGCAUUACUCGACCCAUGAGUAAAAAUGACAGACGAAAGCUCAACACUGUCCUUAUCAUUGAUGUCCAUGCGAGAGACAUCGUGUACAACUUGCGGAACAACAGCAUAAUGGAUGCAGAAGAAUUUGAGUGGGAAAGCCAGUUAAGAUUCUAUUGGGACAAAGAACAUGACAACCUAUUUGUGCGUCAGUGCAGUGCUUCCUUCUCUUAUGGCUAUGAAUACAUGGGAUUGAAUGGUCGAUUGGUUAUAACCCCACUGACGGAUCGGAUCUACCUCACCCUUACGCAGGCCCUUUCCAUGUACUUGGGUGGAGCGCCUGCUGGACCGGCUGGAACAGGAAAGACAGAGACCACUAAAGAUUUGGCUAAAGCUUUAGGCCUACUCUGUAUGGUUACAAACUGUGGUGAGGGCAUGGACUGCAUGGCUAUGGGGAAGAUCUUCUCUGGUCUCGCCCAGUGCGGAGCUUGGGGAUGCUUUGAUGAGUUUAAUCGUAUCGAUGCCUCAGUAUUGUCAGUUAUCUCCUCGCAAAUCCAAACUAUCCGUAAUGCUCUCAUUUUACACCUUAAAAGAUUUCAGUUUGAAGGGCAAGUGAUCAGUCUAGAUGCCUCAAUGGGGAUUUUUAUAACUAUGAACCCCGGUUAUGCCGGACGUACAGAGCUACCGGAAUCAGUCAAAGCCCUCUUCAGGCCUGUGGUGGUCAUUGUGCCUGACCUUCAGCAGAUAUGUGAGAUAAUGCUCUUCUCUGAAGGCUUCCUAAUGGCCAAGAUGCUCGCAAAAAAGAUGACUGUGCUGUAUAAAUUGGCUCGUGAGCAGCUGUCUAAGCAGUCUCAUUACGACUUUGGCCUACGUGCUCUAAAGUCUGUGCUGGUGAUGGCAGGAGAGUUGAAAAGAGGCUCACCAGACUUCAGCGAGGAUGUGGUGUUGAUGCGUGCUCUCAGAGAUAUGAACUUGCCUAAGUUGGUGUUUGAGGAUGUUCCUUUGUUCCUUGGGCUGAUCUCAGACCUGUUCCCUGGAAUAGACUGCCCUCGUGUCCGCUAUCCCGAUUUCAAUGAUGCCGUGGAGCAGACCCUGCAAGAAAACAAAAACAUCAUCCUACCUAACCAGGUGGAUAAAGUGGUGCAGAUGUAUGAGACGAUGAUGACUAGACACACUACUAUGGUCGUGGGCCCCACAGGUGGAGGAAAAUCAGUUGUGAUCAGCACAUUAUGCCAAGCUCAAACCAAACUGGGACUGCAUACCAAGGUCUAUCCACUGAAUCCUAAAGCCAUGAGUGUCAUUGAACUUUAUGGAGUUCUUGACCCAGACACUCGAGACUGGACUGAUGGGAUUUUAUCAAACAUCUUCCGUGAUAUCAAUAAGCCUACUGACAAACAAGAGCGGAGGUACAUCCUGUUUGAUGGGGAUGUGGACGCGUUGUGGGUGGAGAAUAUGAACUCAGUGAUGGAUGACAACAAGCUCCUUACUCUAGCCAAUGGCGAACGAAUUCGUUUACAGAAUCACUGUGCUAUGCUUUUUGAGGUUGGAGAUCUGCAGUAUGCAUCCCCUGCUACUGUGUCCCGCUGUGGGAUGGUUUUUGUUGACCCCAAAAACUUAAGAUAUACUCCAUACUGGCAAAGAUGGGUCAACAGCAGACCUGAGAAGGAGCAAGAGGUGCUUGACAGACUGUUUGAGAAAUAUGUGCACAGCUCUAUUGACAUGAUUGUAGAUGGUGUUGUUGAUGGCAAACAGGGUCAGAAACUGGAGACUGAUAUUCCUCAGACAGAUCUGAAUAUGGUCACUCAGCUAUGCUUGACACUGGAUGCACUGAUUGAGAACGAGAGUAGCAGUGCUGACGUCCUUGAGAGUUACUUCCUGGAAGCUCUGUACUGCUCACUAGGGGCCACAUUGGUGGAAAGUGAUAGGAUCAAGUUUGACAAGUUCAUCAAAAAGCUGUCCUGCUUAAUCACAAUACAUGAUGAGAAAGUCCUGGCUGCGCCUGGUGAGAUUCCAGGAUACCUGCCAACUCUGUAUGACUUCCAUUUUGAUGGAGCACAGGAGAAAUGGGUUUCCUGGAGCUCCUUGGUUGCAAAAUACAUUCACCACCCUGAAAUGAAGUUUGCUGAUAUCCUAGUGCCAACUGUUGACACUACAAGAGCCAACUGGAUCGUGGAACAGAUGGUGAAGAUAAAGAGGCCAGUACUACUGGUUGGAGAGUCUGGCACUUCCAAGACCGCCACCAUUCAUAACUUCCUUAAGAAUAUUAAUGUAGACACAAAAAUUCCUCUUGUCAUCAACUUCUCAUCAAGAACUACUUCAAUGGACCUGCAGAGAAACCUGGAAGCUAAUGUGGAAAAAAGGACCAAAGAUACUUUUGGCCCUCCAAUGGGGAAGAGACUGCUGAUCUUUGUAGAUGACAUGAACAUGCCAAAGGUGGAUGAUUAUGGUACCCAACAACCUAUUGCUCUUCUGAAACUGCUGUUGGACCGAGGAGGCAUAUAUGACAGAGGAAAGGAGCUUAACUAUAAAAUCCUCAAGGACCUUGAUUUUAUUGCUGCCAUGGGAAAGGCAGGAGGUGGGAGAAAUGAAGUAGAUUCGCGCUUCAUCUCUCUCUUUAGUGUGUUCAGCAGUCCCUUUCCAACCAUGGAGUCUCUGCACCUCAUCUAUGCUUCCAUUAUCAAAGGCCACACAAGACCAUUUCAAGAUGCCAUACAGAAGGUUUGUGAUCAAGUUACCCAUUGCACACUGGAACUCUACAACAUCAUCAUCAAAGAAUUGCCACCUACUCCUUCCAAGUUCCACUACAUCUUUAACCUGAGGGACCUGUCAAGAGUCUACAAUGGACUAAUCCUCACCAAACCAGACCGAUUUUUAACUGUCACCCAGUUUGUGCGUGUCUGGAGAAAUGAAUGCUUGAGAAUCUUCCAUGAUAGACUCAUCAAUGAAACUGACAAAACUUUGAUCCAAGAUCACAUAAGAAAAUUGAUUGAAGAGCAUUUCAAAUCAGACAUGGAGGCAGUAAUGAAGGACCCAAUUCUUUUUGGAGACUACAAGACAGCCCUCAAUGAAUCUGAACCAAGAGUCUAUGAGGACAUCCAAGGAUAUGAUGCUUCAAAAGCCCUGUUUCAGGAAAUUCUCGAGGAAUAUAAUGAGAGCAAGUCUAAGAUGAAUCUGGUAUUAUUUGAUGAUGCUCUGGAGCAUCUGACCCGGGUUCACCGCAUCAUCCGCAUUGAUCGUGGCCAUGCUCUUCUUGUUGGAGUUGGGGGCUCUGGCAAACAGUCUCUCACCAAACUUGCUGCGUUCUCUGCUGGCUGUGAGGUGUUUGCAAUCACUCUGAGUAGAGGAUACAAUGAAUCCAGCUUCCGAGAGGAUCUAAAAACACUGUAUUUGAAGCUUGGCAUUGAAAAUAAGAAGACAGUGUUUCUCUUUACUGAUGCUCAUGUUGCCGAGGAAGGCUUCUUGGAGCUCAUUAACAACAUGCUAACUUCAGGCAUAGUUCCUGCAUUGUUCCCAGAUGAUGAAAAGGACUCAAUUCUUAACCAACUUCGUGAUGAAGCUCUUAAGAUGGGAGCUGGCCCUUCCAAGGAGAGUGUUUGGCAGUAUUUUGUUAACAAGAGUGCCAACAAUCUACAUAUUGUUUUAGGCAUGUCUCCAGUGGGAGACACCCUGAGGACACGUUGCAGGAACUUCCCAGGUCUGAUGAACAACACUGUGAUAGACUGGUUCCUGCCAUGGCCACCGCAGGCGUUAUAUGCAGUGGCUGAGUCUUUCAUCGGUGAAAUUUCAAUGAUUCCUGAGGCGCAUGUUUCAGCUGUUAUAGAUCAUGUAUGCAUGGUGCACGCCACUGUGGGUGACUACAGCAAGUUAUUCCUGCAAAAACUCAGAAGAGCAAACUAUGUUACUCCAAAAAACUAUUUGGAUUUUAUCAACAGUUAUUCCAACCUCCUGGAGGAAAAGGACAGAUACAUCCUAGCUCAGUGCAAGCAUUUAGAAGGAGGUUUAGACAAACUGAAGGAAGCCACAGAGCAGUUAGCUCAACUGAAUGUCAAGCUAGCAGAUCAGAAGGUGGUCCUCGCUGAAAAGUCCACUGCUUGUGAAACCCUACUGGAUGAGAUUGCCACAAACACAAGCACAGCUGAGGAGAAAAAGACUCUUGCAGAAGAAAAGGCCAGAGAGAUCGAAGAACAAAACAAAGUCAUAGCUGUUGAGAAGAAAGAAGCUGAAAGUUCUCUGGCUGAAGCUUUGCCAGCAUUAGAGGCUGCCAGAAAUGCCCUGCAGGACCUGGAAAAAUCUGAUGUCACAGAGAUCCGGUCUUUUGCUAAGCCACCUAAACAGGUUCAAGUGGUUUGUGAAUGCAUCCUUGUGCUACGUGGCUACAAAGAAAUCAGUUGGCAGUCAGCCAGGGGGAUGAUGUCAGAAGCUAACUUCCUGCGCUCCUUGAUGGAGAUGGACUGUGAUUCCAUAAGUAAUAACCAGGUCAGGACAGUCAAAGGCUUUUUAAAGAAUUCACAGACAACCCUCAAGGAGAUGCAAGCCAUCAGUAAGGCUGGCUCAGGAAUGCUUAAAUUUGUCGAAGCAAUCAUUGGUUACUGUGACGUUGCCAGAGAAAUUAAACCCAAACGAGAGAAGGUGGCACGACUAGAGAAGGACUUCUUUCAGAGUAAACGCGAGCUAGAGUCCAUUCAAAAUGAGCUUAGUGAUAUCCAGAAAGAGUUGCAUUCUCUUCAAGAGAAGUAUGAAGCUGCUAUUGUGGAGAAGCAGUUGCUACAGGAUGAAGCUGAGGUUAUGGAGAGGAGGCUCAAAGCUGCUGACAAACUCAUAUCUGGUCUGAGCUCUGAAAAUGAGAGGUGGACAAAAGAUUUGGAAGGGUUGAAGCAUCAGCGUGUGCGUCUCCUGGGUGACUGUCUGAUCUCCGCUGCUUUUCUGAGUUAUGAAGGGGCCUUCAACUGGGACUUCAGGAAUGAAAUGGUAUAUGAAAUAUGGGUUAAGGAUGUGGAGGAGAGAGGCAUCCCCUUGAGCCAGCCUUUCAAAGUGGAAGAUCUUCUUACAGAUGAGGUAGAAAUUAGCAGGUGGGGCUCAGAGGGUUUGCCUUCAGAUGAGCUGUCCGUGCAGAAUGCAAUCCUCACAACUAGAGGGAAUCGAUUUCCGCUAUGUAUUGACCCUCAACAGCAAGCACUUAACUGGAUUAAAAAGAAGGAACAAAAUAAUAACCUCAAGGUCUCAUCUUUCAAUGAUCCAGACUUCCUCAAACAGCUUGAGAUGGCCAUUAAAUAUGGCUAUCCAUUCCUUUUUCAAGAUGUGGAUGAAUACAUUGACCCAGUAAUUGACAAUGUCUUGGAGAAGAAUAUAAAAGGAGCCGAGGGCAGACAGGUCAUCAUGCUGGGUGACAAGGAAGUGGACUAUGAUCCCAACUUUAAACUUUACCUCAACACCAAACUGGCUAAUCCCAAAUAUUCUCCAUCAGUGUUUGGAAAAGCCAUGGUCAUUAACUAUACUGUGACUCUUAAGGGUCUGGAAGACCAGCUUCUGAGUGUUAUUAUGGGCUUUGAGAAGAAGGAGCUGGAGGAACAGCGUGAGCGUUUGAUCCAAGAGACAAGCGACAAUAAGAAACUGCUAAAAAACCUUGGGGACUCCUUGCUCAGAGAGCUAGCCUCAUCUACAGGCAAUAUGUUGGAUAACACAGAGCUCAUUGACACACUGGAGGAAACAAAAUCAAAAGCCAGUGAGGUAUUUGAAAAACUCAAGUUGGCUAAGAAGAUGUCCGAGGACAUUGAUGAUUUUAGAGAUGGCUACCGACCUGCAGCCAAGCGUGGUGCUAUCCUGUUCUUUGUACUAACGGACAUGGCUUUGGUUAACAGCAUGUACCAGUACUCACUAGCCUCCUACCUGGAAGUGUUUAACUUUUCACUAGAAAAAUCUCUGGCUGACUCAGACGUUCAUCAAAGACUUAAGAAUAUCAUAAACACUCUCACAUACAGCGUUUAUAACUAUGGUUGCACAGGGCUGUUUGAGAGACACAAGUUGCUCUUCUCUUUUAACAUGACCAUCAAGAUUGAGCAGGCAGAGGGUAGAGUGCCUCAGGAAGAGUUAGAGUUCCUUAUCAAGGGUAAUCUAUCUCUGGAAAAAAGCCAACACACAAAGCCUUGUGACUGGCUUCCUGACCAGGGCUGGGAGGAUGUAGUAAAACUCGCAGAGCUCUUUCCUGAGCAGUUUGGUUCACUGCCUGAUGACAUUGAGAAAAAUUCCGCUGAGUGGAAAUCUUGGUGUGACUUAGAUGCACCAGAGCAUGCUCCAUUCCUCAUGAAAUACAAAGAGAACCUGACAGCCUUUCAGAAGCUGUUGUUGCUGCGCUGUUUCCGUGUUGAUAGAGUCUUUAGAGCUGUCACCGACUAUGUCAGUGUUACCAUGGGCAACAAAUAUGUACAGCCCCCUGUGAUCAACUUUGCUGCAAUUUAUGAGCAAAGCACAGCUUUCUCACCCAUUGUCUUCAUCCUAAGUCCCGGCUCUGACCCAGUCAGUGACCUCAAGAAGCUAGCAGAGAGCUUGGACUUUGGAGGCAGCAAGUUCAAGUUCCUUGCAAUGGGCCAAGGGCAAGAGAAGGUGGCACUAGAGCUGUUGGAAAAGGCAGUGUCUCGUGGUCAUUGGUUGAUGCUACAGAACUGCCACCUGCUGGUGAAGUGGCUAAAGGAAUUGGAAAAAGCCUUGGAGAGAGUCACCAAUCCCAGCCCUAGCUUCCGCUUGUGGAUCACUACCGACCCCAUUAAGGAUUUCCCCAUUGGCAUUCUGCAAAAGUCUUUAAAGAUAGUGACAGAGCCUCCCAAUGGUCUCAAGUUGAACAUGAGAGCCACAUACUCUAAAAUCACAGAGGAGACCUUGAUUGCAUGCCCACACCCUGCAUUCCGCAGCCUGGUCUAUGUGCUGGCCUUUUUCCAUGCCGUGGUGCAAGAGAGACGCAAGUAUGGAAAGCUUGGUUGGAAUGUUCCCUACGACUUCAGCGAGUCAGACUUCUUUGUGUGUAUGGAAAUCCUGAACACUUAUCUAACAAAAGCGCACAACCAAAAAAAUAGGAAUAUACCUUGGGAAAGUCUUAAAUACCUUAUUGGGGAGGUGAUGUACGGUGGGCGAGCGAUAGAUAGCUUUGACCGUAGGAUCCUGACUGUGUAUAUGAAUGAGUACCUUGGAGACUUCCUCUUUCAUACCUUCCGGCAGUUCUACUUCUUCAGCAACAAAGAUGUUGAUUAUAAAAUCCCUCCAACUGGAAUAGCUAAUGUAUAUACUGAUGAGAUUGAAAACAUGCCACUGGCAAACACACCAGAGGUACUUGGACUUCAUUCCAAUGCAGAGAUAGGAUACUUCACUCAAGCAGCUAAAGAGAUGUGGGCUCAUUUAAUCGACCUUCAGCCACAGACAGGUGAAUCUGGUGGAGGUAUCAGUAGGGAUGAGCUCAUCAUUCAGGUUGCCCAAGACAUUCAGAACAAGCUGCCUGAAGUAUUUGACAUGGACGUGAUUCGUAAAAAGUUUGGUACAAAUAUCUCCCCAACGUCGGUUGUACUGCUUCAAGAACUAGAGCGUUUCAACAAACUAAUCGUCCGCAUGCAGCAGUCUUUGGCUGAGUUGCAGAGGGCCUUGGCUGGUGAAGUAGGUAUGAGCAGUGAGUUGGAUGAAGUGGCUCAGGCUCUUUUUAAUGGUCAAAUUCCUGUCAUUUGGAAGAAGUUGGCGCCUGACACUCUGAAGUCCCUGGGAAACUGGAUGAGCCAUUUCAAGAGGCGUUAUGAACAGUAUAGCUUUUGGGUUAAAGACAGAGAACCAAAGGUUAUGUGGCUGUCAGGACUGCACAUCCCAGAGGCUUACCUGACUGCUCUGGUCCAAGCUGCAUGCAGGAAAAAUGGCUGGCCUCUGGAUCUUUCCACACUGUACACCGAAGUCACUAAGUUCCACAAUGAGGAGGAAGUCAGUGACAAACCCAAACAAGGCUGUUUUGUGUCUGGGCUGUAUCUGGAGGGAGCAGGCUGGGAUACAGAGAAGGGCUGUCUAGUGAGGAGUAAACCAAAGGAGUUAGUCAUUGAACUGCCCAUUCUCAAAGUCAUCCCUAUUGAGGCACACCAUCUCAGGUUACAGGAUACGCUGCGGACACCAGUGUACACCACUUCUUUGCGGAGGAAUGCAAUGGGUGUGGGGUUGGUAUUUGAGGCAGACCUCUUUACCACUGUGCACAUCUCCCAUUGGGUACUCCAGGGAGUGUGUUUGUGUCUAAACAGUGACUAAAAAUGAUCCUUAGACUCACUGAGCGGACCAGCUUAUUUAUAUGUUCUGUUUGUGCAUGCUGUUUAAUUUUAGUCUUACUAUUAUAUGUUUUAUAUAUGCAUUUAUGUUGUUGACGUUUUUAUCAUCUGAACUUUUUCAGCACAUUGAGUUUGGUCUAGUUUUUGGAAUGUGCUAUAUGAACAAGUUGGACUUUUUUUUUUAUUCCUGGCAAAAAAAUGACAUUGCAAUAAGUAUGUAUUCAUAUUCAUUUAAAGUAAUUAAUAAAGAGAUGUUUUUAUUACUUCAGGGUAUUUGUUCUCCAUAUUUUCUCUAAAUGCACAUAACAGCACAGAGGACUUAAUCCUUGCCAGCAGCCCCAAAGCACCUCUCUUUGAUGUUAAUAAAAACUAAACUGACCACAGACCACAAUUGGUCAGAAUCUUUUGGGCCUGAAAGUGCAAAGUUGUUCAAUUAUUAACAAAUAUUUGUCAUUCAUGUGCAUUAUGUGUUGUGUAUGUUAUUGUGUGACAGGACAGCACUGUCAGAAUGUGUUUGUUGAUUCUGAAAGGAAACAGAAUACAUUCUACUUGCAGUAGAAAUGCACUAGUAAUUAAAAUUUUCCUCUUUAUCAAAGUGUCAUUUCAACUUAACAGGUUUAAAUACAAGCACUAUGCUUCAGCCUCUGUCUUUUCAGUUACUUUAUAUUAUAAAGACACAGGCUAAAGAUAACAUUAAGUUUAUAAUGUUAUGUUUGUACUCAACUCAUUUGUUGUUUACAAAGUGACUGAAUAAAACUUGAACUUUUCUUUGCAA